AUUAAAUUAUUCUGAAAAGCGAAAAGUACUUAAUAUUUCGUGUGACGAUAGUGAAAAGGUACUUUGAGUCUUUGACCUUUGGAAGACACUUGCCAAGUUGGUAAUUAAUUGGGAUAUAGCUAUAAAGCAGCAGUUGGCCUUUCCACCGCUUCAGUCUUGGGCAUCUCUCUCUAUCAUUUGGCCAAAAUGACCAAGGUUUACCCUCAUGAUCCCACUUCCUCUCCCUGCAUGUCAUAUGGACCAGAAUCAUAUACCCUUUGGAUGAAAUCACUUGUUCUCCACUCUAACGGUUGCACCGUGUAUGAUUCAAAUGGUGUCAUCGUUUAUCGCGUUGAUAAUUAUGACACAAAGGGUAGAAGACACGUUAACCUUUUGGAUCUGCGAGGCACAGUUCUCUGUACCAUACACAAGAAACUACUUGCUUUUGGACGUUGGAAUGUCUAUAGAGGUAGCGAUAAUUCUGACUUUAAAAUCCAGGAGAAGCCGUGGUUUCAAGUUAAAAGAUGCUAUAAGAUGAUCACAAGAAAAGUAACGUGUCAGAUUACAGUGGCGUGCAAAAAGUACUGCAUAAAGAAAAUCGCUGGCAAAACGACAUUUCAGAUUGUCAACAUAGAUGGAGACAUAGUUGCCUAUGCAAAGCAAAAACACUCGUCAUCGGGAGUUGUUCUGGGUAAUGAUGUUUUAACGUUGGAUGUAGAGGGCGGAAUAGAUCAUUCUCUUAUAAUGGCUUUUGUCACUGUGUUCGGAUUAAUUUGCGGCAAAAUGUGAAUUUGUGAAUAGUAUCUAUCACUCUAUAUAUGUGUGUGUCUCUAUACAUAACAUAUAUUCUGAGAUCAGCAUGCACUCAUAUGGCUUCGCUGUACCUGAAACCUGAUUAUGUAAAUCAUCAUCGUUGCUUUUUUAAAUUUUCUCCAAAUAAACAGUUUUGUAGACCGUAUUUGACUUUAUUUUUAUUACUGUACAUACCAAGAAGAUUGUGACAGGAAUUUGGUAUUAUGGUGAAUGGUGAUGAAUUUGGAUA
Glycine soja is the source of this 1021-nucleotide messenger RNA. RefSeq names its product protein LURP-one-related 4-like. The transcript has 3 exons. The record is from RefSeq and is a predicted model, not a curated record. Bases 187 to 768 code for a protein of 193 amino acids. NCBI's taxonomy places the organism in Eukaryota, Viridiplantae, Streptophyta, Magnoliopsida, Fabales, Fabaceae.